AUGUACUCGAAGAAAAACUCCUUCGGGCGUUCUGAUUUUCCGGAGGGUUUCCUCUUUGGGACAGCCUCGUCGGCUUACCAAUAUGAAGGAGCCAUAAACGAAGCUCCUCGCGGAGAGAGUGUUUGGGACACAUUUGUUCGCAAAUAUCCAGAGAGAAAUUGCUACUCUAACGCGGAUCAAGCGGUCGAGUUCUAUAACCAUUACAAGGAAGAUGUCCAGAGAAUGAAGGAUAUUAACAUGGAUGCUUUCAGAUUCUCUAUCUCUUGGCCUCGGAUUCUGCCUCUUGGAAAAAAAAGCAAAGGUGUGAACAAAGAAGGAAUCAAGUUCUAUAACGACCUAAUUGAUGAACUCCUAGCCAACGGAAUCACACCUCUCGCUACUUUAUUUCAUUGGGAUACUCCUCAAGCCCUUGAAGAUGAAUACAACGGAUUUCUAAGUGAACAAGCUAUUGACGACUUCAGAGAUUUCGCAGCCAUAUGUUUCGAAGAAUUUGGCGACCGUGUGAAACUGUGGGUCACACUAAACGAGCCAUGGGUCUACAGUAUUGGUGGUUAUGACACGGGAAGAAAAGCGCCCGGACGUGCCUCCAAGUACAUGAACGAAGGAGCCUUGGCUGGGGAAUCUGGCCUCGAGGUUUACACUGUUAGCCACAACCUACUAUUGGCCCACGCUGAAGCUGUUGAAGUCUUCAGAAACAAUCCCAAAUGUAAAGAUGGCAAGAUUGGUAUCGCCCACUGUCCCGUCUGGUUUGAGCCUUAUGACUCGAACUGCCCUGAUGACAAAGAAGCAUGUGAACGAGCCAUGGAAUUCAUGUUCGGAUGGCAUAUGGAUCCGACGGUGUACGGAGAUUACCCUGAAGUGAUGAAAAAAUCGAUAGGAAAGAGAUUACCCUCAUUUACCGCAGCCCAAUCUAAGAAGCUAAGAGGAUCUUUUGACUUCGUUGGAGUGAAUUAUUACAGUGCUUUCUACGUAAAAAGUAUUGCUGAAGUGGACCAUAACACUCCCAAUUGGAGAUCAGACGCACGCAUUGAAUGGAGAAAACAAAACAAAGCUGGACAGACAUUGGGUGUAAGAGGUGGUUCAGAAUGGGACUUUCUAUACCCUCAAGGACUUCGAAAGUUUCUAAAUUAUGCCAAGAACAAAUAUGAAAGCCCGAAAUUUAUGAUCACUGAAAACGGACAUUGUGAUAUGGAUUACGAGAAGAAACCAAAACUUUCAAACUUGAUGGAUCUCCAAAGGACAGAGUACCACAAGAAACAUCUCCAAAGCAUCCAACAAGCUAUUCAGGAGGAUGGGGUUCAAGUUGAAGGAUAUUUUGCGUGGUCGUUACUAGACAACUGCGAGUGGAACGCUGGUUAUGGAGUUCGAUACGGAUUAUUCUUUGUCGAUUACACCAACGGGCUGAAACGUUUUCCGAAAAUGUCAGCGAUGUGGUUCAAAGAGUUCUUGAAGAGAGAAGAAGAGAUUGAAGAUUCCGAGGAAGAAGAGUACUUGUUGAAGGCUGCAACGAAGAAGAGGAGAUUCUUAUUAGCAACUGGUUCGGCUUCAUGUUUUAUUCCCAAGAUGUCUGAAUCUUCGAAGGCCCUCGAACUAUUUUUCUAG
Thlaspi arvense is the source of this 1602-nucleotide messenger RNA. The record is from the annotation of a GenBank genome assembly. Lineage: Eukaryota; Viridiplantae; Streptophyta; Magnoliopsida; Brassicales; Brassicaceae.